Molecule: messenger RNA, 492 nt
Organism: Dufourea novaeangliae
Lineage: Eukaryota; Metazoa; Arthropoda; Insecta; Hymenoptera; Halictidae
Exons: 2
Coding region: 1-492 (163 amino acids)
Source: RefSeq, a predicted model, not a curated record
AUGGACGAAUCUGCAUCUACACCGGAAGUUGAGGAAUCUUUGCACGUCGCUGCUAAGAACUUUGUUAGAAUUAUAAAUGCUGCUAAGAAGGGUGGUUACAGGGAGGGAGUAGAGAGUGGAUCAGAUUCUGUUUUUCAAGAAGGUUUUGAUAGAGGAUUUGAAGAAGGUUUCAAACAUGGUUUUGUGUUAGGAAAAUUUAAAAGUUUAUUGAGUGUUAUGCCACAGAAUACCGAGCAUCCACAAGAUAUAAAAGAAAUUCUUGAUAAAACUAGGAGAGGAAUCUGCUAUAUCUGUUCAAAAGAACCACUGAUUAUGAAUCAUGAAAUACAAAAACCAUAUGUAGAAAUCAUUGAUGAACAAAAAAGAUAUUCUAUGAAAGUAAUGCAAAGACUACAUCAAUAUUUCCAACCAUAUUUAAAAGACUUAAAUUUUGAUGAAUCCAAUAUAUUAGAAAUACCAAAUUAUGUUUCAGAUCUAUCCACAAACACUUAA